This is a messenger RNA of Cucurbitaria berberidis CBS 394.84, 1464 nucleotides long. Its product is annotated as major facilitator superfamily transporter. NCBI's taxonomy places the organism in Eukaryota, Fungi, Ascomycota, Dothideomycetes, Pleosporales, Cucurbitariaceae. The coding region runs from base 1 to 1464 and encodes 487 amino acids. Gene Ontology annotation, cellular component: membrane. Gene Ontology annotation, biological process: transmembrane transport. Gene Ontology annotation, molecular function: transmembrane transporter activity. The record is from RefSeq and is a predicted model, not a curated record. The transcript has 8 exons.
AUGGAAGAGCAAGCCCCGAGCCCUCCGAUCGACCCAACACAGAGCCCCCAGUACAAAGCGAUGUCAAAGCGGGUGAACCGAAAGAUGGACAUUGCCCUCUUACCCUUCCUCUCUCUCCUAUACCUUUUCAACGGUUUGGAUCGAUCCAAUGUCGGCAAUGCGGAAACACAAGGCUUUACGAGGGAUAUUGGCGCUUCUCCAGAUGAUCUCAAUCUAGCCGUCUCCUUAUUCUUCAUUACCUUCGUGCUCCUCCAACCUCCGUCCGCUGCCGUGGGAAGAUGGGUCGGAGCCAAACACUGGAUUACAAUCAUAAUGCUUGGUUGGGGCGUCUUCACAGUUGCACACGCUUUCAUCCGGGGAAGGAAUGCGCUCAUCGCCAUGAGACUCAUGAUCGGAGCGUUCGAAGCAGGCUUCUACCCGACUGCCGUAGCGUACCUUUCGUUCUUCUACUGCCGCUACGACAUGGCAGUCCGAGUUGGCCUCUUCUACGGCCAGUAUGCCAUUGCAGGCGCCUUUUCCGGAUCAAUAGCGUACGGCGUUUUCCACCUCAAAGGCACUCGCUUGCACAAUUGGCAGUACCUCUUCAUCAUCGAAGGCACGCUGACUAUCCUCAUUGCCGUGGUUGCGUGGUUCUGGCUUCCGCGUAGUCCUGGAUCCGCGUGGUUUCUCAAUGCAGAAGAGCAGAAGUUCGCUGCUGAGCGCAUCCUCAAGGACAAUGCCCAGUAUGUGGCACAUGAGUACGGUAGUGAUGGUGGGGAGAGGCAACGACUUACGAGACGCGAUAUCGUAGAGACGGGGAAAGACUGGAAACUAUGGUAUGUGCUGGUAUUCAACAUCUGUGCCAGCGUACCCAGUCAGGCUUUCUCCGUUUUCUUGCCCUUGGUCGUUCAGGGGCUGGGAUACUCGUCCAUCCGGGCGAAUUUGAUGUCGGUGCCACCAUACGUUUGUGGCGCUACUGGCUUGUAUCUGUUUGCCCUCAGCUCAGACUAUCACAAAGAGCGAGGCUACCACAUAGUUGGCGGCAUCUUCAUUGCCCUUGUCGGACUUAUCAUCACGGUGACCGUCCAUUCAAGCGGUGCCAAGUACGCAGGCCUCUGCAUCCUGCUCCUGGGCAGCUACAUCUCCCCACCACUGACUGUAGUCUGGCUAAGUGGCAACACACCUGAACCCGGAAAACGCUCCCUCGUCCUCGGCGUAAACGGCUUCGGCAACCUCGCAGGCGUAAUCGGCAGCCAACUCUACAAGCGGCGCUACGCACCCCACUAUCUCUUCCCUUCAUACGUUACGAUCGGCUUCAUAACUGUAGCGUUGGUCGGAUACACAGCAUACAAAUUCUCGCUGCAGGCUGUGAAUAGUAGAAAAGCGGAGAUCAUGGCUAGCAAGACGGCCGAGGAAAUUGAGGAGGAAAGGGUGGACGAGGCGAGGUAUGCGGAUAAGAAGUGGACGUUUAUUUAUGGGCUGUGA